CGAAAGUUGGAGAAGCCAGCAUGGCUUUCACUUUCUGCAUAAUUUGACAUCGUCUCACUCAUCAAAUAUCUACUCCAAAAAAUGCUCAAGAAGGCAAGUGGGAGCUGUAUGGAAUCUGAAGACUGAGCUACUCAACAGUCUGACUUAACCCUGCGAAGAUGGACUAUGGCGCAGAGGCAGGCCCUUCGAGUUCAGGCGCGUCGGCUGAGGAGGACAUUGUUCCGCCAAAGGCGAAGAAGCAGCGGUCUGAAAGUACACCUGAUCGCAAGGUCGCUGAGGGCUGCGAGACCCUACAGUUCUUUGUCAAGCUGGAUGGAAAGACUAUUGUCUGCAGAGAGAACCCGGAUACGGUCCUCAAAGACCUGAAGGUGUCCCUUCUGGCAGAGCGAAUAGGAGAUACAACGCGUCUGAAGGCCAGCUCUCUUGCAGCAAAUACUACAUUCACAUGCGAAGGGAAGCGUUUGCAUGAGGCGCUGAGUCUGAGGCAUGUGCCGGCAGGGGCCACGUUGCAUUUGUGCCACCUGUUGGGACAAGACCAGCUGUACACCCGCGGCUCGAUCAGUGCCAUCAAUCUGUGCAAGUUGGUUGACAAUCUCUUAGAAAGCAGGAGGGAGGCGUCGAACGAGCUGGUGGAAAGCAUUCCGAAGGAGCUUCACGCAUUCUUGAAGCCGCAAUUGGAAUGUGCUGGUGCAGCCACCUAUGCUCAGCGCUUCAUCAAGGAUGGCGGGGUGGAAGCAAUUACGAAGCUUGUGUCCAGCGACUUUCUGUUCCUUGCCACAUCAUGCCUUGCCAUGGUCACUGAGCACACUGCGCUCUCAGAGCUGGCCGCUUUCCCUCAAGAGGUUAUAUUCACGAAGAACGCCGCCCUGAUCCUGUGGUGGAACCUCUUUGAGUCCAUCCUGGAAAAAUACCUGAAAGCAACUGGAAAGUUGUCGGAGUCGAAGGCGGUAUAUGCAGGCGGUGUGGACGACAUGUUUGAGCAAGCCCUUCUCACCCUCUUGAAUAUGCCUGCGGCCACGUUAGAGACUUGGCAAACGACGAUUCCUUCUAGGAGAAGCUCGAACCACCUCAGGCAGACUCUUGGAGGGGCCUUGUGUUCAGUGGUUCAGAAGGCGCUUGCGCACGUGAGAGACAACGUCGCAGCAUUCAAGACCGGGGGUUUGCAAAGAGGGCCACUUUCCUCCCCCUUCACUUUGUAUCCGAAGCUCCUGGAGAGAUGCCGGUCGUUUGGUCUCCUUAGCGGGCCCUGGGGGGAGUACUCCAACGAUGGGCUUAAGGAGCAUGACCAGUACAAAACCUUAGAAGCAGCAACCGCGCAGAUUCUGGAGGACCUAUACCAAACUGCGCGGGGCAUAGACAGAGCCGCUCGGGUCUCUGCAUCCUUGGCGUCUUCCCUCCCCCAGCCACCAGCACCAGAUGGCUCUCUUGUUGCAACUCUCAGCGCGCUCGGCAGGCUUCCCCCUCCGUUGCUGAUCCGGCUCGCAAAUCUGCUAAACUGGAUGUACGACUUUGAGGCAGGCGAGGAACACUCCCAGAAAGGCCUCAUGGCCUUCCUACAGUCCAACCAGCAGAUUUUCAACGCGCUCCUCCACCUGCGCGUCGGCGAGUUUGAGGGCGUGCACGAUCUAGGGUUCCUCCUGGUCAGACCUUACACGUUCCUGUGGCCGUUUGAGACCAAGGAGCGCCUGCUGCUGACGCCAAACCUGUGCAUCCCCGCCACGCGGAAUGCGAUCGCCAGCUAUGAGGUCCGGGUGAAGCGGGACAAUCUGCUCACGGAUGCGUUCGCCGGGCUCAGCGCGAUCGACGCACAGGCGGUGCGCCAGUUUGGCAUUGAUGUGGCGUUCGACCAGGAGGAGGGCCACGGGCCGGGCGUCAUGCGCGAGUUCCUCACGCUGGUCAGCCAGGAGCUCUUCAACCCCGAGCGCGCGCUCUUCCUCGCCUCCCCGAUCGACCGGCGCUGCGUGUUUCCCAACCACGCCUCGGGAAUCAACCCCGGGCACCUCUCCUACUUCCGCUUCUGCGGCCAGAUCAUCAUUCUCGCGCUCGCGAACAAGGUUCCGCUCGGAGUGACGUUCGGCACCGCUCUGCUGUACGCCCUGGGCGACGAGACCGGAACGACGACCGGCCGGUAUGAGUUGGCGGAAGACGUGGACCCGGAGCUGUACGACGCGUGCGAGAAGAUUUUGGCUAUGGAAGACGACGAGGUUGAGAACCUGGGCCUGACCUUCGUCUGCACCAUCGACUCCGGCCUCGGCGAUCACACCGAAGUCGAGCUCCUCCCGGGGGGCCGCAACCGGGCGCUCACGGCAGAGAAUCGGCAGCUGUUCGUGGACCUCAAAGUCCAGAAGCAGGUGAUGGAGCCCGUGGCGGAGCAGAUCAAAGCGCUUCGCGAGGGCAUGGAGUCGCUGCUGCCGGAGGGGGUGUCGUGGGCGCACGUCUUUGCCCCUCUCACCGAUCAGGAGUUUGCGUCGCAGCUGCAAGGCGCCACGUCCGACCUGGACAUCGACGACUGGGAGCGGCACACGACCUACCACGGCUGCGAAGCCUCCGAUGACGUCAUCCGGUACUUCUGGGCGGCCGUCCGGAGCCUCUCCCCGGAACAGCAGCGGAACCUCCUGUUCUUCGCGACCGCGAUCCGGUACCUACCGUCUACCGGGUUUGCGAGCCUGCACGACCGGGUGCAUAUUCACUGUGUCGAGACGAGCGUCGAGUCGCUCCCGACCGCGCACACGUGCUUCUUGCAACUGCUGCUGCCGCGGUACACGUCAUAUGAAACGAUGCGGGAGCGCUUGGUCGCGGUGGCGCAGAGACACGUGGCGGAAGGGUACGGAAACGCUUGAUGCGACGAGUUUCACAGCAAAGGUUACGUGAUGUGGUCGAAAGGACCUCUGCUGGAUAUAGAAGGCGCUCCCUAAGCGGUAGGGGUCGCUUUAGUAUACAUGUCAUGCAGAGCAAAGACAGAAUGCGGCGAGGUACCUUGACGAAAGAAGUAUACAUACAAGCUUUUGUUUUACUUGUAUAAGUAAGAUUGUCACGGAGGCCUGCUGCGUUGUUAUGCACCGGGCGGCCCACAAAAAUAGUUGCAAAAGUGCAUUCUUCCUUACGGUCUUGGAGCAGCU
Messenger RNA from Klebsormidium nitens, 3119 nucleotides. NCBI's taxonomy places the organism in Eukaryota, Viridiplantae, Streptophyta, Klebsormidiophyceae, Klebsormidiales, Klebsormidiaceae. The record is from the annotation of a GenBank genome assembly.